Messenger RNA from Bipolaris sorokiniana ND90Pr, 1531 nucleotides. RefSeq lists its product as uncharacterized. The transcript is spliced from 2 exons. The record is from RefSeq and is a predicted model, not a curated record. Gene Ontology annotation, molecular function: glycosyltransferase activity. Gene Ontology annotation, cellular component: Golgi membrane. The coding region runs from base 108 to 1211 and encodes 367 amino acids. Lineage: Eukaryota; Fungi; Ascomycota; Dothideomycetes; Pleosporales; Pleosporaceae. Gene Ontology annotation, biological process: protein N-linked glycosylation.
ACAGGACGCCACAAACCCCCCUUUCGCCAUCAAGACUCUUUUUCCCGCCCUGUGUCGCUCCUGCGCAUCUUCCUCCCGCUUCUGGUCCUAGGUCUACUCUGCCCGUCAUGAUGCUGCCUGCAAUGGGCGGUCGGAGCCCGCUCUUUAUGCUCUCCGUGAGCGCUGGCUGUGUGAUAGUUUUUAUCUUUGCUUUCGUGGCAUGGCAGAGCCCACCUCGCAUGGUGUUUACCCACGGUGCGGGCAAUACGGCUAUUGCUGCUGCAAACGCCCAUUCGGAUGUAUCCAUCAGUGAAGUCAUACGUUUACUUUACAAGGACAUCAAGACUGCGCCCACUGCGCCCUUUAUUCGCGAACCAAACGGCACCCGCAUCACUUUGCCACCCAACCCGCGCUAUACGAAGAACCUAGGCAGUGAUGUCCUAGUCCUGGACUUGGAAACAAGACCACUACCCUCUACCGAUGCAUACCGCAAGGGCGAAUACGACUGGAGAAACAUCAACCACGUUUCUGGCGGUGUUUUCAACCACUACACAUAUGCAUUGGUCCAUGGCUACGACUACAAGUUCAUUCAUGCAAGCGAAUUUGAAGACCGCCACGCUACUUGGAUCAAGCCAUCUGCGCUCGCAAACCACAUCAAGGACUACAAGUUCAUUGUUUUCCUCGACGCCGAUGCCGCAUUCCGCUUCUUGCACGUCCCAAUCGAGUGGAUGCUCAACUACUGGGACAUCCAGCCGCAACACUCUUUUGUAAUGGCAAAGGACCCUUGGACUGCCAAGGAACCACAGUACAACUCUGAUCGCUUCAACCGCACCUACACUAAUACUGGCUUCAUGAUUGUGCAAAACAAUGCAGACACCAUGCCUAUCCUCAAGGCAUGGCACGAGUGCCCUGACGACACGCGCUACGCAAACUGCUCGCAAUGGAAGCAGCCGCGCUUCCACGAACAAUCUGCUUUUGGCGAGUACAUCCGCUACGACUACGAGGACAACAUCAAAGAACUGGAAUGCGCCGAAGCAAACGGUUUCCCCGGCGUAGAAAUCAGCAACUGCCAGGGCAAGUUCAUCCGCCAUUACUGGUUCGACAAGAGCAACGUCAAGAUUGAUUUCCGCGAGAACAUCAUGAACGCCAUUACUCUUCCGAUACAAAAAGUCUUUGCGGAAAACGUCGGCGGUGUCAUACAAGAGCAGAAAGAGAACGUAAUAUUGUCAUAACAUCAUUCAGCCUCUGAAGACAGAACGAAGACGACAGGAGAAGCAAUGUUUAAUGACAUAGAAGGGUUUAUUGCAUAGCAUAGCGUUGCAUCAACGAGGCGUUCAUUUGGAGCUCUGGGAUUUACUUUUUUGGAUUUGGGCCGGGGGAGAAGGGUUUGGAGUGGCUUCGUAGUGCCAACCAGUGUCUCGACGUUUUUUUUUGCGCUUUUCCACCCCGGGUCUUCGGAUGCGAUGAUACCCAGCAAGUACAAGUUUUGAAAACCACUAAACAACUAUAAUCAACUUACCACUCUUUUUUCUACAAUCAGCAUCGUUGCGCC